Messenger RNA from Anopheles darlingi, 2153 nucleotides. RefSeq names its product RNA polymerase II-associated protein 3-like. The record is from RefSeq and is a predicted model, not a curated record. Lineage: Eukaryota; Metazoa; Arthropoda; Insecta; Diptera; Culicidae. Bases 32 to 2068 code for a protein of 678 amino acids. The transcript has 7 exons. Gene Ontology annotation, molecular function: protein binding.
GAGUGAGGAAUGAUAAUCAAGAUGAUAAUUGAUGACACGUACGCAUCGUUUGUCCAUUAUCAAUCCUGCACCCAGGACCAAAAGGCGAACGUUGACCAUGGAUACCAUCGAAUCUCAACUGGCUGUAAGGAAUAAAUGCGAUCAACUGCAGAAGUCCAUUAAGGAGCUGUACGAUUGGGAAGCAGAUAUAAAAAAAGCCGAAUCCGCCAGGGCUGAAGCGAAUGAGGAGAUACUUCCUCCGGUACGUAGUGAUGAGAAGGCCAUGAAAGAUUUCUCCGUUCAGGAGAGUGCGCAUGCUGAAAAACAAGACCAAGGUACCGACAAGGAACAGAUCGCCAAGGCCGAAAGAUUCAAAGAAAUUGGAAACAAACAGUGUAAACUUGGAAACUAUUUAUCAGCAAUUGACCUCUACACUCAAGCUAUUGAAACAUACACUGCUUGUGCAACGUACUAUACCAAUAGAGCACUGUGUUACAUGAAUAUUGAGCGAUAUGAUGAUUGUCUUGAAGACUGCAAUACUGCCAUUGCAAAAGACCCAAACUGCAUUAAAGCCUACUACAGGCGAAUGCAAGCGUACGAGCGACUGGGCGAGAACAGCAAAGCUCUAGCGGAGUGUCGCAAGAUAUUGGAAUUAUCCAAAGACGAGAAAGAGAUGAACACCGCGAAAAAGGACAUGGCUAGAAUAGAAAAACGUCUCAAAGGGCAAGCGUCUUCGCCGGCGCCCGUAACAGGAAAUAAGGGAAACAAUGAGCAAAACCCAACAUUGUUGCUGAUAAAGCAGGAGGCAGACAAGUAUAAGGAGCUGGGAAACAAACUACUAGCCAAAAAGGAUUACGUUACGGCUGAGAAACACUACACACAUGCGAUUUCAUUGUUUGACAACGAAGCAAUUUAUUACACAAACCGUAGUCUCUGCUAUUGGAACCUGAAAGACUAUGAUAAGUGUCUGGCGGAUUGCAACAAGGCAAUCCAGCUAGAUGACUCAUACUUCCGACCCUAUUACAGGCGGAUGCAGGUGCGUGAAUUGCGAGGCGCUUAUCAAGGUGCCUUAGAAGAUUGCCGGAAAUUUAUCGAACUCAACAAAGAUGAAAAACAGAAGGCCACUGCCGAGAAAGAUAUGGUAAGGUUGGAACGAUUACUGAAGAGUGAGCAGCCUGCCAAGCAAUCCUUUGUGUGGAACGAACUGAAGAAGAAUGCAAAGCGUAUCGAGUUCGUUCAAAAACCACCUCAUAUGCGUUCAAGAAAGCCGCUAAAGAGAAUCCACAUUGCCGACGUACCACCUCUAGUGCAAGCACCAAAAGCGAUUCCGCAAGGCGGUAUUACAAAACGCCAGACCAUCCCAGACGCAAUCAUUGAUCAAAUGUUCAACAACAACACAGGAGAACGAUUGACGGUCCCCGAAGAGAAGACAAAUCUAGAACACCUAUUUCCGGCUCAUUCCAAUAAGCUGAAGAAUAUGUUUUCCCCUCCUACAACUCCUAGCGACAAACCAAAAUCAUUUCCUUCUUCUGAGGCUCCCAUUCCUUCCAUAAGUCGAGAUUUGCAAAACAUAGGCGUAAAGGCAACUGAGAUUAAAACUGCCUCAUUUGUUGGCCCCGAGACGAAACCGAGUGAUAAAAUGGAAAAAGACAAAAUCAAUCACGAAAAUCAGGGUCUGAACGAAGCAGCGAAGAAGCAAAAGGAUCCUGCAAAAAUGACUGAUGUUAAUCUUUCGAUUCCCAAAUCAACGGCCCAGUUAUAUACUACUUGGAGUGGAUUAAAUGAAGAUCUCAGAUAUCAAUAUUUGAAACUAAUGAAGAAUGCACCAUUCAGCAAACUGCUUGGGGCGAGUUUGUCCAACCAGAUGCUUGGCGAAAUAUUGUACAUCUUGAAAAAACAUUUCAUCGCGAACCAAAUUGAUGUGACCAAUAUAAUGCGUGGAGUAGCAGAGAAUGAAUGUAUCUCCAUACUUGCUUUGAUGCUGAACAACGAAGACCGAAAUGCCGUCGAGGUGUUACUCACCUACAUGCAAGGUCAACAUUUGAAGCAAGAGGAAUUGCAACGCAUUCGGUCAAAGCUUCUUGUAUGAGUAAAGCAAUUGUGCACUGGAGGCAUGCAAAGCAAACACUCGUGAACGCAAAUAAAUAAUCUGUACUUACAUCGAUAUGUUAUCA